This is a messenger RNA of Aureobasidium vineae, 1203 nucleotides long. The record is from the annotation of a GenBank genome assembly. NCBI's taxonomy places the organism in Eukaryota, Fungi, Ascomycota, Dothideomycetes, Dothideales, Saccotheciaceae.
AUGGACCAGGCCAAACUCGGAGCAGAAGCGCUCAGCGCAGGCAACUACGCCGAAGCCAUCAAACAAUACACAGCCGCCCUUGCAGUCUCACCAACAUCACCCGACUACCUCAUCAAACGCUCCACCGCAUACCAGAGAAGCAAUCCUGCAGACUACGAGUCUGCUCUCGCCGACGCUAACAAGGCCGUCCUCAACGCACAAAAGAGAGGAAAGCGCGAACUCAUCCUCCAAGGCCAGCUCAGACGCGCCAUAGCACUGUUCGGUCUUGAACGCUACUCGGACACUCGCUUUUGCCUAGACAUUGUCAAGCGUAUGGAUCCGAAAGAGAAGACUCUGCCUAUCUGGGAGAACAAAGUCGCAACCAAGAUGGCUGCUAUGGAUGGUGCACAGGAUGUGACCGUUAAAGAGACACCCGACGAGGAGGAGACGCCAGUCACAAGUCAAACCAACAAGGCAGACUUGGCACCAGCAACUACCGCCGCCACGACUUCCACACAGCCCGCUGCAGUCGCUCAAACACCCGCAGACAAGAUUCGUUACGACUGGUAUCAGAACAAUGACAAAGUCUACUUUACCCUGCUAGCAAAGGGCGUUCCCAAGGACAAGGCCACCAUCGACAUACAAACACGUUCUCUCACAAUCUCCUUCCCUCUCCAAACAUCCUCCGACUACGACUUCUCACUCGAGCCCCUCUACGCCGACAUCGACCCCUCAGCAUCAACAUUCUCAAUCAUGUCCACCAAAGUCGAAGUCGUUCUGAAAAAAAGCNNCCAGCCCGGUCAAAAAUGGCCCGCCCUUGAGUCCAGCGAACCUGCCGAUCAGAAAACAACCACAACCACAUCCGUGACAACCACACCUGCCCAACCUUCGAACAGUACACAAAAAGCCCCAUCCUACCCAACUUCCUCUCGCAGCGGGCCUAAAGACUGGGACAAACUCGCCUCAGAAGCUCUGGCCAAGCCCAAGACUUCCGAUUCCAAACCUGGAGCCAAGACUGAAGAGGAAGAAGAUGAUGAAGGCGGCGACCCAGUCAACGGCUUCUUCAANAAACUCUACGCAGGAGCUGACGCAGAUACCCGUCGUGCGAUGAUGAAGUCGUUCAGUGAAAGCAACGGCACCGCUCUGAGUACUAACUGGGAGGAAGUCAAGAAGGGCAAAGUCGAGACGAGUCCUCCUGACGGCCUGGAAGCUAAGAAAUGGUGA